CCCAGCGUGCCUUGCGGACGCGGGCGGGCGGCGGGUGAGCGUCGCCGGUCGGUCAGCUGGGCGCAAGGCGGGCGGUGCGGGCGGCAGCGGCAGUGGCGCUCGGGGCUCGGUCGCUGGCUCAGGGGAGAAGGCGCCCGCUCCGCCAUGGCCGAGACGAUCGCAGACACCCGGCGGCUGAUCAGCAAGCCGCAGAACCUCAACGACGCCUACGGGCCGCCCAGCAACUUCCUGGAGAUCGACGUGGGCAACCCGCAGACGGUAGGGGUGGGCCGCGGCCGCUUCACCACCUACGAGAUCCGCGUCAAGACAAAUCUACCUAUCUUCAAACUGAAAGAAUCUACAGUCAGAAGAAGAUAUAGUGACUUUGAAUGGCUAAGGAAUGAACUAGAAAGAGAAAGCAAAGUUGUGGUACCUCCUCUACCAGGAAAAGCUCUUCUCCGCCAGCUCCCCUUCCGAGGAGAUGAUGGUAUAUUUGAUGAUUCCUUUAUAGAGGAAAGGAAGCAGGCUCUUGAACAAUUCAUAAACAAGGUUGCAGGCCACCCACUGGCACAGAACGAGCGUUGUCUUCACAUGUUCUUACAAGAUGAAGUAAUAGAUAAAAACUACACACCAUCCAAAAUAAGGCAUACUUGAAUUUUAAAAGCAUCUUCUCAAAUAUUAGUGGUUCUUAUGCUUGGUUUUAAGAGGUUGUAGUUUGUCUUAGCAUGCUGAGGAUGAACAGGCACGAAGUCUCCACUAACACCAGUACACUGCUUGGUCUUUGCAUAUGCUUUGUAGCAUUUAAGAACUCACUUGUCUUCUAGCUAAAUCCCUCUGAAUCCUUGAUUUAAGAGUAUUAUACUAUGAAACCAUCCACCCCUUGCAAUGUCUAACAAACCUUUCCACUAUUAUUUGCAAUGACUUAACAAUGUUUACUGACUUGGCCUUACUUGAACUUUCACAACUGUAGUGUCACAUGUUCACUUGUAUUUGACUAAACUGCUAUGCUGUUUCUGAGGUAGUCACCUGUCUGAAUGUCUGUAGAAAGACUGCUUUAUUUCUGAUAUUCUGUAUGAGAAACACUUAUGCAAUUGUCUUCAAGCUUGUAAAACACUUUAUACUGAAGUAAUGAGGGAAUUAUCUUUAUAUUCUGUAAGAGGGAAAAAAAAGAAUUUAUAUACUAAAGUAACUUGUCUAAAGUUUUGAAAUAAAAGUGAAAAUGCACUUCAAAUAUUUUGUCACUCUUGA
Messenger RNA from Camarhynchus parvulus, 1227 nucleotides. It is a transcript of the gene SNX3, whose product is annotated as sorting nexin 3. Gene Ontology annotation, cellular component: retromer complex; early endosome membrane. Gene Ontology annotation, molecular function: phosphatidylinositol-3-phosphate binding. The record is from RefSeq and is a predicted model, not a curated record. The transcript is spliced from 4 exons. Bases 145 to 633 code for a protein of 162 amino acids. Gene Ontology annotation, biological process: late endosome to Golgi transport; endocytic recycling. Lineage: Eukaryota; Metazoa; Chordata; Aves; Passeriformes; Thraupidae.